AUGAAGCCAGCAGUAGCAGUUCCUGCAACAGCUUUACUUGUUUAUCGCGCCUGGUCAAGGAAAUCGUUGACCCCGACCGGAAUCUUCUUUGCUACACUUACAGCUAUCAUCCAUGCGAUUCAUCCGUCUCCGGCGCCCUUCGCGUUCUUGGUUAUCUUCUUCUUGGGCGGGACCACGGUGACAAAGAUCAAGCACGAUGUCAAGGCGAAGCUGACAGUUUCUGCCUCCGGAUCAGCAGGUGGUGAAGGGCCGCGAACCCAUAUUCAGGUUCUAGCCAACUCGGUGGUCGCGUCGAUCUUGAUACUAUUGCAUACUCGGCAGCUUUAUCAGAACAAAGGGCAUGAACCUCCGUGCUUUGCAUACGGUGGGGACUUGUUGAUGGUUGGAAUAGUUGCUAAUUAUGCUGCUGUGGCCGCGGAUACUUACUCCAGCGAGCUCGGAAUCCUCUCCAAAAGCUCCCCGCGGCUGAUAACCUCCCUUACCCUUCGGAAAGUGCCUCGCGGAACAAACGGUGGCGUCACCCUUGUUGGCCUUGCUGCUGGAGCUUUGGGAGCUCUCACAAUUGCUUUAACUUCUGUAUUAUUGCUUCCAUUUUGUCCGGUAGGUACUCUUGCGAAAUUUACAAAAACCGGACUCGACGGUGGACGAGCAUGGGGUUCGAGGGAGAAGAUACUUUGGGUGAUGGCUGUGACUGUCUGGGGGACGCUAGGUAGCGUGCUAGAUAGUGUCCUGGGUGGAUUGUUGCAAGCGACCGUUGUUGAUAAAAGGACCGGCAAGGUAGUUGAGGGGGAAGGGGGAAGCAAAGUCCUCGUUCAUCCUGGAGCAGUUGCACGGCCUGGCCCGGAAGACACAUACAUUCGCCAGGGUAGUCAGUUACGGGUCACAGAGGAUAUUGCAAAUAUAGUUGCACCUCGACCACUCCGGCAUGAGAUGGAUGUUUCUGGCAAAAUUGCUGGUGGUCCAGCUGAUGUGGAACAUGAGAGUAGAAGGAUUCAAGCAGGACACGAUGUUCUGGAUAAUAAUGCUAUUAACGUACUGAUGGCCGCCAUUAUGAGCAUAGGAGCGAUUACUGUCUCUAGUUAUCUAUGGGAUGCGCCCCUUGCUGGCAUAAUAUGA
This is a messenger RNA of Uncinocarpus reesii 1704, 1116 nucleotides long. RefSeq lists its product as uncharacterized. The record is from RefSeq and is a predicted model, not a curated record. Gene Ontology annotation, cellular component: membrane. NCBI's taxonomy places the organism in Eukaryota, Fungi, Ascomycota, Eurotiomycetes, Onygenales, Onygenaceae. The coding region runs from base 1 to 1116 and encodes 371 amino acids. The transcript has 4 exons.